Molecule: messenger RNA, 4747 nt
Organism: Triplophysa rosa
Lineage: Eukaryota; Metazoa; Chordata; Actinopteri; Cypriniformes; Nemacheilidae
Product: gasdermin-E-like
Exons: 10
Coding region: 334-1941 (535 amino acids)
Biological process (GO): programmed cell death
Cellular component (GO): cytoplasm
Source: RefSeq, a predicted model, not a curated record
UGCUUUUGAUCGCCGUAUUAAUAUUAAAACGCCGAUUUCUUAACGCCGCCAGGCGUUAAAUAAGCGCCGCCUUCACAUACCGUCUCCGCUGACAGACAGCACAUCCCCCUUUUGUCAAGAUCGUAAGUGGGUGUAGGGACUUUUCAAGAGUUGAGGUGUCUGUAACGUUAAAUAUUUGUGAUCUUAUUGAAUCGUUGCAUUUUCUAAUACAUGAAUUAACUUACGUGCGAGGUUUUGUCCAUCACACAAGACAUCAAUACUUUAGCUCUCUUUGAGCUCACAGACCGACCGCAAACUGCUUCUGCCAUACAAGAACAAACAGGUGUGCAGGGGAUGUUUGAGAGAGCGACAAAGCAGCUGGUCCGACAGAUCGAUCCUAAUGGUGUUCUGAUUGCACCCAGUCUGAACGAUUCAAAGAAACUCAAGCUGCUUGCUGUGGUAUUGAAGAAGCCGAAGGUGUGGUUCUGGCAGAAAGCUAAAUACAGACCCACGGCCUUCACGCUGAAUGACCUGCUGGAAAAGGGCGAAAUAAAUCCUGUGCGGGAUGAGAAAGAGUUUCUGAAAUAUGAAGCAACAUACAAAAGUGCCGCAAGUGGAUCAGUGGAGGUGGGAAAUGAAACUGUCAGUCUAAAUGUGACUGGAAGGGGCAGGUCUAAACUGAGCUUGUCUCUCGGGACACUGAAAAAGGAAGACAUGAAUAUUCCAAAACUUCUAAACGAGUCCAAAAACAAGAAGGUGGAUCUCACACACUCUUUGAUUCAGCAAUCAUCGAAAAUGAAAAGGAUCUUUACCCUCCUUAAAGAGCGAAUCUUUACUACCUGUGAGUGUUCCAUCUCUUACACCGGACUGCAGCAGGGCAGCUGUUACUCUGCUUUUGGAAAAUAUUCAGAGAUGGCGUUAAUGAAAGAGAGUGGUGAAUUACGUUAUGACUCAGACGUUGCCUUAAACAUCCCACCAGGCACUGUAAUGGCAUACAGUGUCAUUGAAAUGAGCAUCAGCAAUGAUGGCUACUUUGAAUUGCGUGUUGAACCUGAUGGAAUUGAGGCAGAUGACACAUCCAAGAAUCCAGGUUCUUCCGAGGUGGAUGGACCUUGGGCACUACAAGAGAUCCAAAAAGUGUCCUCACUUAGUUCCCUAGAAAGAGCACUUUCAGAUGUUCAGACUAGGUUUUGUGUGCUGACUGAUCUGACUUCUGAGUGCCGCUCCACCUUACUGCUUCAUUUGAGGGAAAUUCUAUUGGACCGACCCUCCCUGUCAGUGUUGGUGGAUAGGCUCGAGGUUCUAAACAGCGGUGAAGCUCCAUUACUCCAAAACGAGUUAUUGGACAACAAGAGCCAUUUUAUUAGUGAAGUUUUAGACUUACUGAAGUCUGAACCACACAACCAGAGUGGGAAAACCGCAGCAUCGGUGCCCAAUCAGAACGGAUCUCAAAUAUCAACAGCCAAUCACAGCGCUUCUGCAUCUGAGUUGAAUGGAUCCUCCCCCAGAGCAGAAAAACAGAAUGGCUGUCACACAGAUGUGUCCCAUCAGAAUGGAUGCUCAACGAAAUCAAGCAAGCAGAACAAACAAAUCCUGAUGGCAAUGCAUAUGCUGCUCAGUGCCGUUGAGGAGUUGACAGAUGCUGGAUUACAACUGUUGGAAAGUUUCUGCACCUCUGAGGGCCUUAGAAGCCUGCAAGACUUAGUAAAUCUUCUGAUGGCAAACUCCGAGCCACUCUCAAAAGACGCAAUCCCUGUUUUCUUACAGAAAGACGACGAAUUCCACAGAGUGGUCGACCUUUUUAAAUCAUGUGAUGUUUUAGUAAAGAGAGAAGAUGAUCUAAUGUUUGCAGACAUUACAUGUGAAAAGGGUUUCCUACCGUUUGUUCUGUGUAUUGCCAUCAGUGGUCUUGCAUGCCUCAUUGACAGUAACAAUGAGAGUACUGGUGUGUUCUCAGAAUGACUAAAAUGUUAAUAAUAGACAUUUUCUUGCUCAUGUAGCCCUUUGCACUCAUGUGAUCUUUUUUAAUUUCAGAAUGGUAAUUUAAAAGUUGUUUUUAGAUGUUGUGCCUUCAGUCAUCUAUAUUUACAUAUACAUAUCAUUAUAUAUUUAUUUUAUUUUACAAAUCAAAUAUGUACAUAUUAUACAUUUUUCCAAAAUAGUCAUGUACAAACAUACAAAAAUAUGCUACAUAAGAAAAUGUACGUUUUACAUAUUCUGUUUUUUUAUGAUUUUUGUUACUUACCAAGAAAAUUUGUGUACCAAGAAAAUAAGUUUACAUUACCUUAAAGACAAGCUUUGUUCUACCGAGUGCUCUCUGAAAACAUAAAUAGUAUAUCAAGUUUUAAUGAUCUUUGUUUUUCAAUAUUGAUAGUUUGUAUUAUAUUCUUUGUAUCUUCUGAUAUUUUAUCUUAAAUCCAGAUGUAUGUAAAGCUUUGUGACAUUACACAUAAUUUGAAGGUCACAAAUUUAAAUGAUGUAUUUUAUAUUAGUUUUAGAGGUCGAUGGCCGAUUUUUGGUAUCUUUUCAUUAAUCGGCAUCGGCCGAUUGUGCCGCAAAUUAGGCCAGUUAACAGGCAGGUGCAUCUGUGAGCAGCUGCAUAACAGUGUGAUGUCCCUCUGCCUGCUAACUUUUUAACUACCUAAUAUAACUUCACAAGAAAACAGUAAAACUUAAAUUAUUAUUAUCCUUCGAUCUUAAUCUAGCCUUGUAUAUUUCAUUGAUUAAAUAUGAUGCUACUUGAGAAUGCGAGUAACUUUUUGGAACUAUUGUUAGCGAGCCUUCAACUAUGGAGACUGAUCUGUCUCCAUAUUCAACCACAUAGUUUAGGCUACAUGUAUGCACGGGUACCAAAACCUGGUGACGAGCCCAGCGGCUAAAUUAUUACAGUUGUCCGCAUUGUAUAGCUAGAGAAACUCCGACGUCAUCAAUACCGUUUCUGUACCGGAGAAUUUCUCUCCCUCUGAGGCUGCGUGUGAGACGGAGCACCUCGCACUCAGCAGACAUGCCUUGUUAAAAUACUAAACUUCUGGCUAAAACGUGCACGUUAACUUUCCUGCUUAAAUGUGUCUGUGGCGGGUAGGACUCUGUUUAUACUUGGUAUUAAGAUGCGUUUUGGUCGAUCUUUCAAAUGGAGGAAAUAAGUGCACACAAUUUACAAAUGAACGCAUUCGUCCACAAGAGCGUCUACUUUCCUGUCAGGCUAGAAAAAAGCGAAAUAUAACUAAAAACGCAGUUAUGAGCAGCAGGCUGUGUAAUAUGAGUGAUUUUUUUAUUUUAGUUUUAACUUAGAUUAUGACCAUAUGACUAACAACAGUGUCUGCCAACAAACAUAAACAAAAAGCAUGCUUCAGAACAGUUUGAGAAGAUGAUUAAAAGUUUUGAGCAAUGUAUUAUUACUAUGAAUUAGACAGCUAUCUUGUACCCUGCAAUAAACACUUCUCAAUCUUUCUCAAAGUGCACUGAUUUGAAAAGACAUGUCUUCAAUAAAUGUUUAAUUUAAGCAAUAUUCUGUAUCACUUCUUAUUGCUUAAUAAGAUUUAAUGAGAUGAAGGUGGAAAAAAGACAAUCGGCCAUCAGCUGGCUUGAUUUCUAAAAAUCGGCAUCAGAGAAAACCCCAUAUAGGUUGACUUCUUAAUUUGUAUUAAUGCACUAUAGAACACACCGAUUUAUAUUAUGCAAAUAUGUGCAAUAUUACUUCUGCACUAUAUGUAAAAUUGUAUGCAGAUAUUUUCAAUAAAAUCCGUAUUACUUUAUUCUUUUUUUAAAACCUUUAGAUUAAUAAUUAAAUAAAAAAGGAACAAUGACUAACAUUGUUCGUUUAUUGCCGUGUUGUAGAAGUUGACACAGAGACAAUGACACAGAUACUUUAACAGAAACUUUGGCAGGUCAUGUGAUUUUGAGACACAAGAACAAAGAAACAAGAAGGUUGCUCAGAAAAGGUGACUGAAAUCAACAGGGCAGUUUGUUCGGUCUCACACACACAAAAAAACAUUGACACAAUGUGCACAACAUAGACACCAAAUCUGUAAAUGCAAAAUUUAAAACAAGCUACUGUACAUAUAAAACAACCUACACAUUUAUAUGAAUGACUGUGGAACAAGGGUUAAGAGAUAAGGGUGUUUGUAAACAGUUGUUCGGUUCUUUUCUAGAAUGUUCAAUAUGAGCCCUUGGCGUGCUACACACUGCCAGGUUAGUCUUUCAUUUGAGUAUACAUCAAAACAUCACAGUUACUGUAGGUGCUACAAAAACAAAAUGCACACACAAAAAAAAUAAAAAUAUGGCCUCGGAUUCAUCAAGGCCAGUUCUAGUUUUUCUUAUUUCUUAUUUCUCCCACGAUGUUCCAAAUAGUAAGAUAAUUCUUUAAAAACGUACAAAUACUAAAUAAAUAAGUACUCUUCCCUUUAAGCUUCAGUAAAAAAUGUUGCAUUGUGUGCACAAAAGAGGUUAGGGCUAAUGUUGUGGGCGCUUGUUUGGUUGGUCAGUCCAAACUUGCAACUUCACGUCAGCCCGCAUCCAUCCUGGAUAUCACACACAUACCCUGGAAAACACACACGCUUGCAUACAUACGCACUCAAACGUGCUUGUCAAUGUGCCCUCAGUAGACCCAGCUCACGGGAACCCACUGCGGUUCAGAGCAGAGUUUGUCCACAGCCGACUGCAAUUUUUCAAACGCACAGUCUAAGUUGUCAUUGACGAUAAUGAGGUCGAAGUAGUGUCUAUACGCCCGGAGAAUGCGAGCGCUCUCAUCUACAGUCUUCUUCAGGUC